GAUUCGAUCUUCCAAUGGCUACGGACGAAGAUAUGAUCACGAGGAUCUCUAUAGAGCCUGAGAAGCAAUCACUUCUCGAUCAUCACACCGAGAAACACUUCACCGCCGGAGAAGUCGUCCGUGACAUCAUCAUCGGCGUCUCCGAUGGUUUAACCGUUCCUUUUGCACUCGCCGCCGGACUCUCCGGUGCUAAUGCCUCUUCUUCCAUCGUACUCACCGCUGGUAUCGCUGAAGUCGCAGCCGGUGCUAUCUCCAUGGGACUCGGCGGGUACUUAGCGGCCAAGAGUGAAGCGGAUCAUUACGCGAGAGAGAUGAAACGAGAACAAGAAGAGAUCGUGGCCGUUCCUGAGACUGAGGCAGCUGAGGUGGCAGAGAUUCUGGCACAGUAUGGAGUAGAGCCACAUGAAUAUUCACCUGUUGUUAAUGCUCUUCGUAAGAAUCCUCAAGCAUGGCUUGAUUUUAUGAUGAGGUUUGAGCUGGGAUUAGAGAAGCCAGAUCCAAAGAGAGCGUUACAAAGCGCGUUCACGAUUGCAAUCGCUUAUGUUCUUGGCGGUUUAGUACCGCUAUUUCCCUACAUGUUCAUACCACAAGCCUUAAAUGCGGUAGUGGCGUCUGCGGCUAUAACUCUGAUCGCUCUCUUCAUAUUUGGCUAUGCAAAAGGGCAUUUCACCGGCAGCAGACCCUUUAGGAGUGCGUUUGAAACCACUUUUAUAGGAGCGAUAGCUUCAGCAGCUGCUUUCUGUUUGGCUAAAGUGGUGCAACAUUAAUCGUAGCAAACAACUGAUGUUGCGUUUAAUGUUUUAAAUUUGAGACUUGUUUGUUGCAUUUAAUGUGGCUGUUAUCACGGGGAAAGGAAAACUUAUUGCGACAA
This is a messenger RNA of Brassica oleracea var. oleracea, 871 nucleotides long. RefSeq names its product vacuolar iron transporter 1. Gene Ontology annotation, biological process: intracellular manganese ion homeostasis. The record is from RefSeq and is a predicted model, not a curated record. The transcript has 4 exons. Gene Ontology annotation, molecular function: manganese ion transmembrane transporter activity; iron ion transmembrane transporter activity. Lineage: Eukaryota; Viridiplantae; Streptophyta; Magnoliopsida; Brassicales; Brassicaceae. Gene Ontology annotation, cellular component: vacuolar membrane. The coding region runs from base 15 to 767 and encodes 250 amino acids.